AUGCCUUUUCCUAUUCUCAAGCUCCCUUUUCUACCAAUCCAACUAGUGUUACAGAUUUUGGAUAAUCUCACACAGAACUUGGAUUCUCUCGCUCUUUUCGAAUUCUCCACAUGCUCCCGGAAAUGCCGUCGAGUAGUCAGUUGUAUAAGGCACAAGUAUACAGGUAUAAAAAUACUCUGGAAUGGUGAUGAGGGUUAUGCAACGAUAAAAUUGGAAACGAGUUACGGUACAAGCUAUUCGUGGAAGAUCGCCGAAAUUUGUGCUGGCGAAUUGUAUGAAAGAAGAAAAAUUGGAAACAUGACGAUUAUGAUUAGAAGACAAUAUAAUCAAAUGUACACUGGAGGAGGACCGUUGAUUGAAAAGUUGAAAGAAAUGUACAAAUACCUGAUAGAUCUCUUCCACAUUCCCAUUUUAAAUUUUUUCGGCUAUUACGGAGCAGGAAUUCAAAUUCCAGUUUUCCCAGCGAAUUUAGAGAUUAAAAAAUGUGACGAAGUGGUGGUAAUGAGCCAUGAACCAAUUGAUGAUGAUCAGAUGAAAUACAUUCUUGGAGAGAUGAUUACGAAAAAAUUGAAUUUGCACCUUCCAAAUUAUUCGAAUUUUCCUUGGGAAUCCACUAGAUUCUCAAUGGAUUGUCUGAAUUUACAAUUAGAUUCUAAAUGGGUGUCUCGUGAGAUGUUUUUAUCUUUAAAAUAUCCCAAAAUCUAUAUGAAAGGAUUUACUAGUUUAACUUCAAAAGAUGUUCGAGAUUUCAUCAAUCAAUGGUUUAAUUCGAAUGAUACACGCCUUGAAACCCUGUUGGUUGAUUUGAAAUUUGAUGAGGAACCGGAACCAAUCGAUUUGAGCGAGUUCAACCCAAAACCAUGGGAUCCAAUACUCAGAGGUCAAUAUUAUGAUAAAAAUCGGGCUGGAAAACUAUUCGGUGGCAUGGAUAUAAUUCGGAAAGAUGGUCGCUUUGCCACAUUUAGACAGUCAUCAAGAUCGAUUGAUUUCUUCGUAUGGAAGAAUACACUUCAAGUGGAGAACAACUGA
Caenorhabditis remanei is the source of this 1029-nucleotide messenger RNA. RefSeq lists its product as uncharacterized. Lineage: Eukaryota; Metazoa; Nematoda; Chromadorea; Rhabditida; Rhabditidae. The transcript has 4 exons. The coding region runs from base 1 to 1029 and encodes 342 amino acids. The record is from RefSeq and is a predicted model, not a curated record. Gene Ontology annotation, biological process: embryo development.